This is a messenger RNA of Ceraceosorus guamensis, 1118 nucleotides long. RefSeq lists its product as hypothetical. Bases 361 to 1017 code for a protein of 218 amino acids. Gene Ontology annotation, biological process: tail-anchored membrane protein insertion into ER membrane. NCBI's taxonomy places the organism in Eukaryota, Fungi, Basidiomycota, Exobasidiomycetes, Ceraceosorales, Ceraceosoraceae. The record is from RefSeq and is a predicted model, not a curated record. The transcript has 3 exons.
AUUCACAUUCACAUUGCUGCUCGUGACGCGCGAACUGCACCGCGUGAGACCGUCUAUAGCUGAUGCGACACGCAGAGAGAAGGCGAACGCGAGGGUCUGGACCGGUGCCUCCUUUCCAUGCUGCUCUCUCACCAUCUUCACACACACUGUACGACUAGCUGACGCGGGCGCCUCCUCUGAGACAUUCCCCUCUCUGGCAAGCAUCACACAACGCUCGACUACCACGCAUCGCGCAGAGCACCUGACGGGAGGUGCUUGCAUCGCCCGAGAUCCAAUCCGCGCUUCAUCUCGUCUCUGCCUCGCAAGUCGUUCACUUAAUAUUUUGACUGUGCAUCAGCAACUUACCCAGUCGAAGGCAGGAUGCAUCCAGCUCUACUGAUCAUCCUCGUGGUGCUCUUCUCUACUCUGCUCUCAAGCAUCGGUCACGCUCGUCUAUCCACGCUCAUCCUACCCAUCUGGCUACGUCUCACUUCCGCCUCGACAUUAGCCGCGAAUCAAAGGGCAAAAAAGGAGUUGUUGCAGAACAGAUUAUUACUUGGACAGACUUCGGCUCAGGAUGAUUUUAGCAAAUGGGCAAAGAUCAGGAGAAAGGUGGACAAGCUGACUCAGGAGAUCGAGGACGCAAAGCUUCAGUCUGCUCAAUCAACCUUGACGCUGCUCGUUCGAGCAGGUCUGAUUGUGCUCACCACAGUGAUGCCCUUCCUGGUCACUUCCUACCACUCCAAGACGCCCAUGUUCUUCCUUCCUCCCGCUGCGGCCGGUACGAGGGAGGGAAGCACCUGGUUCGGACCUAUCGGAUGGGCUCUGAGUCUGGCUGCUGCGCCCGCUGGAUCGGUCUCGGCAGGUGCCUGGUCCGCAGUGGUCACUCGAGUGUUUACGCUGCUCAUCUCGGGCGUGAAAGAUGUGAUGCCCUCGGCCUCAUCGGAUACGAAGAGUGCAAAGCCGACAGAGAAGCAAUCUCAGACAGAAGCGAAAAAGAGCGCCAGCAUUGAAUCCGUAAAGGAGAAGUCUUCGUGAAGAUGACGUGCUCUGCAAUGAGGACAUGCUUUGUAGACUUUUUUUGCGCGCCAGAGCUUCUUCAGUCAGAGGGAUCAAAUACUAAAGUGUGGGCUACCCGC